Molecule: messenger RNA, 2670 nt
Organism: Lates calcarifer (barramundi perch)
Lineage: Eukaryota; Metazoa; Chordata; Actinopteri; Centropomidae
Gene: slc52a2
Product: solute carrier family 52 member 2
Exons: 4
Coding region: 156-1475 (439 amino acids)
Biological process (GO): riboflavin transport
Cellular component (GO): plasma membrane
Molecular function (GO): riboflavin transmembrane transporter activity
Source: RefSeq, a predicted model, not a curated record
CCGAAGGGGCGGGAACUUUGCGUAAGUGUCCAGCAUUCUCCAGGUUAACACACAGCAGCGUGUGGAGGAACACAUUGUGGGCGUCUCGAUCAAACAAAGACAAACGUGUCCGUCCGCAAUUUACUUUUUCAAUCUUGGCCGGAGCGAGCGGUACCAUGUCCGGCAGCUGGUGGAGCAGCGCCGCGGUCACCCACGGGCUGAUGGCUCUGUUUGCCAUGGGCUCCUGGAUUUCCGUCAACAGCCUGUGGGUCGAGCUCCCGGUGGUUGUCAGCGUGCUGCCCGAAGGGUGGAACCUGCCUGCUUACCUCUCUGUGCUGAUAGCAUUUGGGAACUUGGGUCCAAUAGCAGUGACCAUCACACACCACUGUGCUCCGGGACGUUUAAACGAACGCCUGGUCAUCCACUGCAUCCAGGUGCUGGCAGUGGUGGCGUCUGCUUUCCUGGCCGUCUUCUGGUCGCACACUGUCACAAUAGCAGGAGAGGAAAGAUCGUUACCAUUCCUGCUCUUCACCUUUGUGUUGUCUUUUGUUUGCUGUACGUCCAAUGUCACCUUCCUGCCUUUUAUGUUUAGCUACCCCCCUCAGUAUAUUCGUACUUUCUUCAUUGGUCAGGGCUUUAGUGCUUUGUUCCCUUGUAUUGUGGCCUUAGGGCAAGGUGUUGGCAAGCUGGAGUGUAAAACGGUGAAUGGCACAGUGCAGCCAGAGUAUUUUAAAGAGAGUUUUCCUGCCCAGAACUUCUUCUGGUUCCUGUUUGUCAUGCUGUCAGUCUCAGCUCUAAGCUUUCUGGCUUUGACUCGAAGAAAGACAGAGUCACAGCAAGACACACCGCCACAGGAAGCUGAUAAUGCAGGGGCGGCAAAGAACGGAGAGGAGACAGACCCGCUACAGAACGGAGGGACGCCGGUGUCUGAGGAGCAGGUGCAGGUGGAGGAACAGCCGCCUGCUCAGAGGUUCUGGACACCACACAACAUCUACCUGCUGGUUCUGCUCGCAGUCUCCAAUGCCCUCACCAACGGGGUCCUACCAUCUGUGCAGAGUUUCUCCUGCCUGCCCUACGGCACCAUGACCUUUCACCUCUCCGUGGUCCUUGGCAACAUAGCAAACCCCCUGGCCUGCUUCCUGGCCAUGUUUGUUGUUAUGAGGUCCUCCGCAGGUCUCGGGUUCUUGUCUUUAGCAGGGGGAGUGUUUGCUGCAUAUCUCAUGGCGUUAGCAGCACUCAGCCCCUGCCCACCACUGCUGGGAAACCCUGCUGGUGUGGCUUUAGUGGUCAUCUCCUGGAUCAUUUUCACCGGUCUCUUCUCAUAUCUGAAGGUGGUGAUUGGGACUUUGCUACAUGAAGCGGGUCAUGCUGCCCUGCUGUGGUGUGGCAUCUCUAUCCAGGCGGGCUCCCUUAUCGGAGCCCUCACCAUGUUCCCCCUGGUCAACGUCUAUCAUGUGUUUGCUAGAGCUCAGGAGUGUGUGGAUAACUGCAGUUAGCAGGAGUGAGAUAUGUAAUGUUUUCUGUCUUGUUUUUAAAAACACAGCUCCCAUUCAUUCCUCAUGGGAACUGACUGUUUUAACCCUGCUGUAGGGUUCCUGAGUGAAGCACUAGAUCUUUCUUGGCCUCAUUUCUCCUGAGGAUCAUUCUACCUAUGAGGCAUCCUCUCCUGACUCAGAAGCCUUUAAGCCAGUGAAAGCAAAAACAUUCCCUUAUAAUGGGAGCAUUGUGUUUCUGCACAUUCACCAAGGGGAUGUAAAAUGCGUAUGAUGCAGUAAUACCACAAGUGCUUUGUGUGGUAUUUUAUAAUGAAUCACUGUAGUUGAAGUUGUUUACUUCAGCCACUACAACAGAUCAUGUGAAAAGUUAUUUGCUCAGGGACAUAAUCAUUAACUUAUUCAUCUAUGUUUGCUGCUCCUGAAGCUAAUUAAUGAAGGAUUCACACUGUAAGUUGCAAACUAUAGCGCCAUCUGUAGAGAGGCAGGUGCUUCUAUUUUUUUUUUUUAUUUCACUGACUAUAUUCACAUGUCUGACUACCUCUUUCCUUCGUUUCCAUGUCUGUUAUCAUGUCUGAGCUGUUUCAUCAGAGUCAGAUACACAGUUCAGUUGUGCAGUCGUCAGUAUUAUGAAAAUUGUAAUGCAGUGACUUUAAACAUACAGUUCACAGAUGGAGUGACGUUUUUUGAUUUCACGCCAAAGUUAAAUGUGCCUGAGAAAUGUUAAACUUUACAAAACACGGUUUUCAUAAAAGCCAGUUUCCUUUAGAUUUAACUUUGUUUCUCAGAAUGUUUUAUUCAAACAUUUUAUGUAAUUUGGGUUGUUUUAAGAAUUUUAUUCAAAGUAAAGUUGUGCUAUCUUAAGGGAACAGUAUCUGGCUUUGAUGAGAUGUAAAGUAAUGAGUCACAAACAAGGGAUUUUAUCAUCUCAGUCUCUGAAAUAAUGAUUAUAUCUUUGACAUGCACUAAUACCUUGUAAGUUAAUUCUAUUAACCAUGCUGCUACAGUACAUCGCAUUUUUUAACUUCAAUAAACUCCAAAUUUUGUGCUGACUUUAUAUGGACUGAUUAACAUUUGAACAGUUAAGUGAUUGAUAAGGUUCUCUUGCUUUUUUGUUGAUUUUUUUUACUGAUUGUCAUGCGUACAUCAUGACAUGAAAUGGCUGAUGUUGGUGAACAAUAAAGAUUUGUUGAAAAUG